Physcomitrium patens is the source of this 1394-nucleotide messenger RNA. Its product is annotated as putative histone chaperone ASF1A. Gene Ontology annotation, biological process: DNA replication-dependent chromatin assembly. Gene Ontology annotation, molecular function: histone binding. The record is from RefSeq and is a predicted model, not a curated record. NCBI's taxonomy places the organism in Eukaryota, Viridiplantae, Streptophyta, Bryopsida, Funariales, Funariaceae. Gene Ontology annotation, cellular component: nucleus; chromatin.
GACCCCUUCGAAACGAAUCAGUUGCAACCCUCUUCCCUCCCUCUCGGCCUCAACCCCGCGCGCGCAGCCCGCAACUGAAUUCUUCGGAUCUACCCUCUUGAGAUCAUCGGAGUCCAGCUUCCAAAUUCAGGGUUCGAGCAGCGUGACUGGUUCUUUCAUGUAGCAUCUGUGAGGUCGGAGCUGAUUUUGGAGUUGAGCACAGGGAAUCCUUGUACUUGUUCUGAACCUAGGGAUCGAAAUCUACGAGGGGGAGAGUGGUACUCUAGUUCCGGAUUCUCACCAUGGCUGCAGUAAACGUGACGAAUGUUUCUGUAUUGGAUAAUCCCAGCAUUUUUACGAAUCCCUUCCAGUUCGAAAUUUCGUACGAGUGCCUUCUUCCGCUCAGAGACGAUCUGGAGUGGAAGUUGAUUUAUGUUGGCUCUGCCGAGGACGAGAAGUACGACCAAGUGUUAGAGAGCGUGCUUGUUGGCCCCGUCAACGUGGGCCACUACAGAUUUGUCUUCCAGGCCGAUCCCCCGCAACUGUCCAGAAUCCCAGAAAAGGACAUUGUCGGUGUGACCGUGCUACUCUUGACUUGCUCAUACCAGGGGCAGGAGUUCAUAAGAGUGGGAUACUAUGUGAAUAACGACUACAUUGAGGAGUCGCUGCGUGAGGAACCUCCAGCCAGUGUCAUCAUUGACAAAGUGCAGCGGAACAUUCUAGCCGACAAACCUCGGGUUACGAAGUUUCCAAUUGUCUAUCAUUCUUCAGAGCCAGUAAUGGCUCCUGUGGAGCCUGAGCUAGUUCAUAGCGGAUGCAGUUCCCUGCCUUCCGCCAUGGAUGUUUCAAGUGGAUGCAUGCCUCUGCCUCCUACCACGAGCCCAAUGAUUAAUUGUGGCAUGAGGCCAUUGCAAGAAGUCUGCUGAGUCUCAUUUGAAGGUCAUUCGAAAGACACAUGUACAUUGACGAAGGUUAUACUCCUCAAACGGGGUUUUGUACACUCAAGUCAGCAUAGCCAACCGGACAUGGUUGCCUAGGACUGGGGAGGGUGGGGAUGUCUCUCUGUAGACUGGAGAAGUUCACCCCUUCAUCGUUGUGGUAAAUACUUCAGGACUUCGAUUUGCAGUGAGAUGAUCAUCCAUGAUAGGCAAGGGUAGUUAGAGAAUUUUAAAGCUUCGGACUCUGGAUCCGAAGCUUCAUUAAUGAAGCUGUGCCUCGUAGCUUUUGAUGUCUUAUUCAUCGACAUCGCUAGACGUUAUGAAUAGUGAUGCCGCGAUCUGAUUCAGGAGUAGGAUUUUGGGUCGUAAGGUCCAUAGAUGCUGGUUGGAAUAACCUGUAUGGUUGUCCCAGAACAAUUGAAUACAUUUGAAUGUUACUGCAACUCAAUGCUAUGUCCGUUUGGGUUGAUGCUAAAA